Molecule: messenger RNA, 6138 nt
Organism: Acyrthosiphon pisum (pea aphid)
Lineage: Eukaryota; Metazoa; Arthropoda; Insecta; Hemiptera; Aphididae
Product: polyprenol reductase-like
Exons: 1
Coding region: 4543-5448 (301 amino acids)
Biological process (GO): polyprenol catabolic process; dolichol-linked oligosaccharide biosynthetic process
Cellular component (GO): endoplasmic reticulum
Molecular function (GO): 3-oxo-5-alpha-steroid 4-dehydrogenase activity
Source: RefSeq, a predicted model, not a curated record
AUGAUACCUAUUAUAUUAUGAAUAAGGGUUUAAACCUAUUAUUAGGUUAAGAGUAUGAAAAACAUUUUUACUCAUUAUCAAUAAUAUAACGAACAAAACAUAGAAGGUAACUUAUGUGGUCUGUCACACGUCAAACAGUCAUUAACUCAGAAAAUAAAUUCAAAGAAAAUUACGCACAUAGCGACGACAAAGCGUCAAAGCAUGGCUACGCAAUGUACCUAUAUAGUUUCAUAAUAAUAUUGAAAGAAAAAUAAGUAUAAAACAUUUUCAUCGUUAAAAAUAUUGAUUUGACGAUUGAAUGUAAAUAUUCAAUGAAGUAGUGUACAAUAUGAUGGUACAAUAUAACGCGCUGUGGCAAUAAAAAAGGGGAAAAUAUUAUCUAAAAUAAUUUAUAAUAAUAAUUUCCAUGAAAAUGUGUAUUGAAUAUUCAGUAGCAAAAUAAAAAUAUUGUGUAACGAAAUAACUGUGGAUAAUAGAAAGGGCAUAAAAUUCAUCUAUAUAUACAUUGACAUUUAUAAUAUUAAUAUUUUAAUUGGACGGUUUGUAAAUUAAGUGUUUUUAAUGACAUAGUAUUAUAUAAAUUAAUAUUCCUGUCAAAAAGAAAUAUAUAUUUUUGAAUGACAAUUAUUUAUAAUUGGGAAUGUACGAAUAAUUGUUUUAAGUAGUUUACCGUAGAAAGACUUCAGAAAGUUCGGGAAAACUAUAAUGUCUUUUUAAUGGAAUAAAUAACCGUUGUAAUACACACAAUAUCUUGAAAAUAACUCGACUGAAAACUUUCAUUAUAAAAUAACUCUACUUGAACAAAAACAUUAUACAUAUACAUAUUAUAUAUAUCAACAAAGUUUAAAAAAUAAUGUCUCUUCUCCCCUCAAAGAUUGAAGCAUGUAAAUUAAACUUUUUCUCGAUAAAGAUCUACUUAUUCAGGGUAAAUAAAGUUAAAAGUCGUCUACUAAGAUGAAUAAAAUUAUGUUAAUAAUAUAAAUACAUAUUUGCAGAUGCAGAAUAAUAAAAUACAAAAAGUGUUGGAUAACUCGAAUAAAAAAUUGUAGUGGUACGGCGUAAUAACGUUUCGCAUUUGUAAUGAGAAAACAGAUAAAAACUGCGGCGGGAUAACAUCGUUUAAAAUUGACGUUACGAUGCGAGUUUCGAAAAAAAAAAUAACCAAAAACUUCUUCCAGUCCAGCUCCUUUGUAGUCCAUAAUACUGAAACACACCACUAACCGAGUUCUGCAUUAUUGAUUAUUAUUUUUAACACUAUAGCAUAGUAUACUACGAGCUUGUGAGCCUCUCAUUAAUAAUGUGCUUAAUGAACAACAGUAAGUUUUUACGUUUUUAACGUACCAGUACAGGUUUAGGUAAAAAUAGAAAAAAUUAAAUCAACUAUAAAUAUAUUAUAUUAUACGGCAUACUAUACACUAGGCAGCCAUUCGAUUAUACCGCGUCAUAAUAAUAUUAAUUAUAUUUAAUUACUGUACCUACAUUGUAAUAAAAUAAUACAUAUUAUUAUUUUACAAUAUGAGUGAAUCAUAUUAUAUGAUGUACCUAUACUUGAAAUAAUACGAAAUAAUAAUGAUGAUAGUUAAAAUAUAACUACAAACACUUAGAAAUGAUAACAAAAAAAGGUGUUUUGCUAAUAUAAGUGUGUCGCAAACAUUAUAAUAUUAAAAAUGUUUCGACCGUCAAACGUAUAUUAUACGAUGAUAUUAUAGUAUUGUUUUGUGUCAGCUUUGGUGUGGUGGGGUGUAAGAAAUAUUGUGUUAUAUUAUCGCCACAGGCGCGUUUACACCACCACACAAAAUAUAUAAUAAAUAAUAAUAAUAAAUGCGCGAAGCGUCGCUCCGACACGCGUUGUUUAACCGGAAGAUGGGGUUGGUGUAUUGCAUACAAAUCUUGGAUAACAAAAACAAUAUUUUAUCCUAUUUGUACUUUUAUUUUUAAAAUUUACUCUCACAGUUUUCGUCCGAUUACCUCACAAUAUAUCAGACGUAUUGAGUCACUGCUCUACCGUGUGGUAAAUAACAAUAUCCCAAUCACGUGAAAUACGCGAGAAACUGUGAAAACCUCAUAUAUAUUAUACGACGUCUAUUGAGUCUUUGUACUAUCCAGAAUAUAAUCAGUAUACUGAAUACAUAAUAUAAGGUAACUGGUAAAGGUACCUAGGUGUAUAAAUAUUAUGUAGGUACACGUUAUGCGAGUAGAGUUUCCAUAAUAGUGUUGACAGUCAGUGCGUUGGAAUCUAUUUCUCCUCUCCAUAAAACCCGCUGCAAAACUCGAGACUGGUCGUAUUGUGAAUACACGCGUGUAACAGCGACCGGCAAGUAAACACAGUCCUGCACAUAACAACGUAUUUGUUUCGUUAAUUUGUGUUCCUAUUAUUAUUUUUUGUUUCUGUUUUUUAUGCUUUUCCGAGACAGAUGCAAUACACAAAAAAUAAACAUCCACUCGGUUUCAUUCGGCGCCGCUAAUUGGACCGCCGAAAAUAAAAUAUUACCCUUCGCGUCGCGAAUAUACAUAUAAAUACGUAUAGGAAGUUUACAAAAAAAAAAAAAUAACCGAGUGGUUCUAUAUAAUUUAAUUGCCAGUUUUUCGUCGCUAUUCGGCCGUGUUUUCUAUCCAGCGAGCGGUGACGGAAUUAAAAACGAAAAUUACAAAAAAAAAGAACUACGCACGUGGAGAAUGGGGAAUGUCUAAAUGAUGCUGUACACGCUGAAUUUCCGGUACACCGGAAGAUGACGGCGUCCGUUUUUAAAUUAAUAAACAAAUAAAUAGUAAAAAAUCGCAUCCAACGAGUCACGCGCACGCUGAUCGGCGGCGCACUGACGUAUAUGCUAGAAUGACGAAGAAAGUAUAAGGUAAAUUUUACUUAGGAUGUAAGGCGUGUGUUAAAAAUAAGAAAUUAGUACAGGACCGUAUAUAUAUAUGGUGUCGAUGUGGCAACGAACUAAAGAGAGAUGUGCAUCGUAUAUAAUAUAAUAUAAUUUAUAUAUAUGUGUCAUGUGUGUGUGUGUUUAUGGGGAUGGGACGUUCCGAGGAGAACGAAAAACACAUACAAAAUGAUAAAUUACUAGGCGAUUUUGGGCUAUUUGCCAGGGUUUUUCACUGCAGUCCGAGAUGGACGGCGGCGGCGACCGCCCUAUAAUCGCAUUGUUAUUUUUAGUUUAUAUACCUGCAGCACUGCACGACACGUGUAAUAUAUAUUAUCAUAAUGUAUGGUAGUCGUAGUACGUUUUUAUUUUUUGAAAAUCUGUUCUACGUCGGUAUCGUUACCGGGAAAACAACAACGUGUGGCACACGACGUUGAUGAUUUAAUCAUCAGACGCGUACUAAUAAAAUAAUAUAAUAUACUAGGUAGGUAAGUAGUAAGUACUAAGUACACUCCGAGAUAUUAUAUUAUUUUAAUAUACACCUCGAGUUGUGACAAGGAAACGGAUUUCCUUAAGACAGGUCGUCGUCGCCGUCGCUGUCGCACAACCGCGACUCGACGUUUUGAUUUCCUUUAGACUUCCGUCACCGGAUCGAUAGCCAUAUCAUGCACUAGCAGCGUAUUAUAAUGUUAGGUAUUAUGCACGCUUGUGGUGCGUAAAUAAUUGUUCCCAUACUCGUCAGCCCCACCACACUCGUAUAUAAUUGAUGUGCCUUCGACAAGGCGACCACGGGACACGAUUCGCAAGAACAAACGCUUUUUGUUUCGAUGGGAACGAUGGCAUGAGAGAAACCGACUAUACCUAUAUAGUAUUAUAAAAUUAUUUAUAUAAACUCAAAGCCAUAGUGUUUGACCCGGUCGAAUUAAUACUUAAUAAUAGUCUCAUAUACAGGGUGUUUUCAUAGUUAUGCGGUAACGCGUACGGGAAAAAUCGAGAAAUUGCAGUACAAAAUACCCACAACCGUGAAAAAGUUUUUGGAUCAUUUGGGUUCAACAAAUUUUAACUCAACGCAAUAGUGUAAAUAAUAAAAAUAAUCAUUUAUCAAACAGUAGAAGAAUUGGUAUACCUGCAAUAUUAUUAAAUCCUAAAAUAGCCGUUAUACCUAUUAUACGAACUGUAAUUGUAUAAUAAUUGUAUUUAUUUCAAAAGGAUUUUAGAUUUAUUGUUAAAAAAAAAAACUGCACUAAGUAUAUUACCAGAAAUAAUUUAUCUCGCCACAAGCUUAGGUUUUUGGGGUGAAUUCAAAACUCAAACGCACUCCAGUUUAAUCUACAUACAAUACACAUUAUAUAUAGACACCUAUCUAAUUAUAAAAUGAUUAAGUGGUAAUUGCAUGGUUUUUAACAAACGGCAGGAGAAAAUAAUAUAUCCUGACACGUGUAGGUACGUGUGCGGCGGGACCUUGACACGGUCGAAAUUAAACCCGCCGCAGCAAUCAACCCGACGAGGGGCUGGCGGGGGUUGAGAACGAGCGUAAGUGUAAUUGGUGUACGUUGAUUAGGAGGUGGUGGUGGUAAAAGAGUGUUACAUAUAAAAGCGAAAAACUGGGUGGCCGCAAGCACGCACGUGUAUCGUCCGUGGUUCCGCGCAGUCACAGCCAUCACAUCCUCGAGGCCUCAUGAUGGACGUCGUAAACGUUAUGUUCGUCGGUAUGACGUUCGUGUUCGUGGUUGUGCCGUUGGUGCUCAAGUCGAUGGACGGGACUCGAUUGCCGGUCGCUGUGGCCCGAUUGUACGCGUACGGCAAGAUCACGGGCGGCGCGAAGCCGUCCGGCGUGCUGAGCGUGCCCAAGCGGUGGUACAAGCACUUUUACGCAUUCUCAUUGGCCCUGUCACUGAUGGCAGCGCUGGCGCUGUCAGACGAGUAUGCGGCGGGAGCCCCUUGGCCGUCGGCCGCGGCGUGGUGCCGGCGGUGGCUGUGGGACCCGGUCCGCCGACCGAAGUCGUCGUACAGCUCGGCCGCCGCGUCCACGGCCGCCGGCAUGUUCGUGCUACAGUGCGCCAGGCGGACGUACGAGACGUGCCACGUGAACGUGUUCUCGGACACGGCGGUUGGGCUGUGGUAUUACGCGUCCGGUUACAUGCAUUACAUAGGCGCCAUCGUCACCGUGCUGGCCGAGGCGCCGGUCGCAGUGGCGGCCGGGGAGCCACAGUCCAGCGGCGCCUGGGAGCCUGUCCGGUUGGCCGGGGCCCUGCUGGUGUUUGCCUGGGCAUAUCGCGAACAGUGGCGGGCCAACGUGGCACUGGCCGAGGCCCGGAAGCGCGGAGGUCAGGUGGUUACGCACGAGCACAUUAUGCUCACCGGCGGACUUUUCGACCUCGUGUCUAGUCCACAGAUGCUCACCGAGGUGGUCUUGUACGGCGCUUGGUACGCCGUGCUGUGGGGCACCACCGGAUGGAAGUACGUGAUCGCGUUCGUCUGGGGAAAUCAGUUCGAGAUAGCACUCAUCAGUCACCAGUGGUACCAGGACAAGUUCCCGAACUACCCACGAGAAAGGAAAGCUAUCAUACCGUAUAUUCUGUAAUUGCAGUUGCAUCGUCGUGUGCAGGGUGCAGCACUGUCCGCUCAUUAGAAUUUCAUAAUAUGAUAUUUAUAGGCGAUGAGUAUAAUACCUAUAUUGUAUAAUAUUUAAACUUUUUGUUGAUUUUUACGUGAUUUUGUUUUUCAAUUACCUAUAUUAUUUACCUAUUUAAUAAUGUCACUAGUGCCUAGACUAGAUGACUAUCUAUAAGAACAAUAGCCAUUUUUAUAUAUAAUAUCACGAUAACAUUUAAAAUAUUCAACAAUAACAUGGUUUCAAAAUACAAAAGAGUAAAAACAAAAAGUAGAAACAAUGGACCAAUGAAAGUUCAAUGUUUUAAUUAAAAUAUAGAAAAGGAUCGAAAAGUCUCAACAAACAUGGAGAAUUGGACAGAUAGUUAGAAAAAGAUACAGGAAUAUAGAGAAUAAGAGCGCUUUCUGGUUGAGCGUGUAGAAACCCUGAUAUAUAUUAUUAUAUAAUAAUGCGACAUAACCGAGCAACCAGCGUUCGUCUGGGGCAAUCAGUUCCGGAACUUAUCUAUACAUGUGAUUGUAGUUUCAUAGUCUUGUGCAGCAGCUUAUCACACGUCGUACUCUAAGAGUUACAUAUUAUGUAAUAUGGUAUUUACGUAUACCUAUCAAAUCAAUGUAUCUGUACCUACUCCUUAAUAUAAGUUCGUCUCGUUGGUUGUGA